Messenger RNA from Myzus persicae (green peach aphid), 2592 nucleotides. RefSeq lists its product as uncharacterized. The transcript is spliced from 4 exons. Lineage: Eukaryota; Metazoa; Arthropoda; Insecta; Hemiptera; Aphididae. The record is from RefSeq and is a predicted model, not a curated record. Bases 236 to 1351 code for a protein of 371 amino acids.
AACUGAUACUCAGAAGUGAUAAGUAGGCAAGUAACAAAAUAUGUAUGUGAGCCAUCGCUCGCUUUAGUAAAAAUUAUAAUUACAAGUAAAUGUAGAAAAAUUGCUGUUUAGUAAUUUGUAAUGGAUUUAAUAAAUCGUCAUUUACCAAGAAUGUUGUAGAUAACGUUCUUAAAAAAUUGUCAAGAUAUUAUAAUUAAUGCGUGUUUUAAAACAUUUAUAAAUCUCAACUACAGCUAUGGUGUUGGUGUAUAGAAGCACAAAUGGUAAUAGGACCAAAAUAUGUGCAUUGUCAAUGCCUCUAUUAAUGGGAUUUGUUAUUGGCAUUAUAUCAGUUUAUACUUAUUAUUUGCUAAUGAAUUAUGAAGAAAACACAAAGUUAACUCCAGUUCCAGUUAAACAUUUUAACAGUCAAAUAAAGUGGAACCACCAUCACCAUUAUCAUCUAGUGGAUCUAACAAAACCAACUAUAAAUCAUAAUAACAUAUCACUUUUGUGUCUUAUUUUUAUUAAUGACAUUGACUCAUUACUUAUGCAGCACAACGUUUGGCUUGACAAAUGUGGAAACAACAAAAUGUAUGUGAGUAAACAAGAGCACAAAUAUAUUGAUCAUGUUAUAACUGAUACUUAUUCAUCGCAACCAUGGAAGUAUUACUGCCAGACUAUAAUGUUUUUAGAUAACAAAUAUAAUUCUCAUAACAUUAAAUAUGAUUGGAUAUUUUUGGCCAAGGACAAUGUUUGGUUAAUUUAUGAAAACUUAUUACAUUUAAUAUCAUUAUUGAAUGUCAAUAAACACAAACAUAAUUAUUAUGCUGGGCAAUAUGUCAAUGGUAUAUUAAAUAUCAAUGCAGGUGUACUGCUCAAUACAAAUACAUUAACAUCUUUAGUGCAUUUAAUCAGUAACACGGAUGGUUGUAACUCAGAAGUAUCCAAUAGUGAAAGUCAAAUGUUAGAUUAUUAUUUAAGAAAACUGAAUAAUGUUAUACCAAUUAACAAUAUGGAUUCAUACGGUUGUACCUUGUUUCAUUCAAUAAAUCUUUUUAAAGGUUUUAAUGUAAAAAGCUUGAGACCUGAAAUACUCAAUAAAUGUAUGAGCAGAUUUGCUAUUACAUUUCAACUAGACUUAUCUUCCAAUUACUAUGCAAUGUUUUACAAGUAUGCCUUAUACAAAGUCAGAUUAGUAACCAAAGAAGAUCUAUUGUCUAAUGCUAAUAAAAUUAUAUCAGAACCAUCUCCAGAAGAUGUAAACAUUUGGAGGAGAGAAGCACUUUAUGAAUUGAAUCUCGACCCUAAGAAUAUGUCACAAAGAGAUUUUUUUAACUUUUGGUCAAAGAAACGUCAAAUUAUAUUAUAAUUGUUAAGUUCUAACUAUUUUAAUUUAGAUACAUUGGUUGUGGUGUCAGUGGUAUGGUUAGUUAAAAAUUUUCUAUUUCAAUUAUUCUUACCCAAUAUUUACCAAUAACUAUCCUCACUCAAUUUAUAUUAACAUUUUGCUAAAAAUAGAAUUUUGUUCACAAUACUGUAUGGUGCUGAUUCGGUAUGUGCUCUACCAACAAAUAUCUGUUUUGGUAUGCGCUCUACCAACAAGUUUCUGUUUCGGUAUGUGUUCUACUGAAAAGUGUCUGAGUCGGUAUAUUUGUAUUUUACUAAUGAUUCUUUAUAGACAAGUGUCUGAGUCGGUAUGAUCUACAGUCCUCAUAUGUCGUUUUGACUGAGAUUUAUUUUAUAUUCAUUCAAAAACCAUUAUUCACGGUCUGAAUGUCUUCUAAUAUGGCGAGAUAAAGGUCCGGACUGUCUUGACGGUAAAGUUGCCAGCAAUAGUGAUCAAGAUGGGACUGUAAAUGAUGGAACACCCCUCAUUUUCUUCAAUAAUAUAAUUUUCGCGGCCAACCAUGACCCCUCAAUGUUUUGAGUGUGGACUCCUGUAUUUACAUCGACAUAUGAGAUUUGGUGAUUUACCGUCUUGUGUACAAAACCUCGGCUUGAAUGAAUUUCUGAUCCUGCCUCGCAUUCACGUUCAAUUAUUGGUAGGAGUGUUUUUCGAUCGCGUCAAUGUGCAUAAAAAUAACGGCAAUCAUUUCCAUUUUUUAAACCAAAUACCCAGGGGCCAUCUACCCUUGCACCGUGAUUUCGGUUAUUAAUUACUUCAGCAUUUAUAUCUGUCAAGGCAGGAGGAGCGUCACCAGCUAAUAAUCUACCCCUAUUAUACUUGCUUCGACCAGCAAAACAAGCUUCGUCAUUCUGUUUUGGAUUUUGUACAUUUCCAACCAUUUUUUUUUAGUCUUCAAAAUAGCUGUACUUACUUCUCGGCACAUGUUAAACCAGUCGGCGACACACUCAUUACUUUUUCCUGUUCGAUUCAUUACCAUUUGUGGGGGUAAUUCCAAUACAAACAUAAAUGCAAGGUCAACAAUUUGACAAAGUGUUAACCCACUGUUGCAACGUUGGUUCAAGUCAGUAAAAUGAAAAAAGCUGCUACCAGCUCGUGGUGAUCUUGUUGUCUGACAGCCUUUUUUUAGACACCGAAAAAUCGACAUCCACUCUUCAUUACGGCAUUUCCGUCGUUUUACCUGCAUUUCUGUGCCACGUUUAUGC